Molecule: messenger RNA, 237 nt
Organism: Danaus chrysippus (African queen)
Lineage: Eukaryota; Metazoa; Arthropoda; Insecta; Lepidoptera; Nymphalidae
Source: the annotation of a GenBank genome assembly
AUGUCUAAUGUGCCAUUGGUUCGUCGAGCGAUUGCUGGUGCUUCAUUUGCUCAUACAUCCACUUCGAUUGAGGUCCCUUCAAUGAAUCCUGUAGGCGACCAUUGGACCCCAGCUGCCUUAGAACGAGCUGGCUCAACAUUAAAGGCUCUCCAUCGUAUGGCAAAACGUCCCCCAGUUCACAUCAUAUUUGAAGAUGUCGGAUACACUGUUAACGCAAGCGAAGGUAAGAACAAAUAA